Thecamonas trahens ATCC 50062 is the source of this 2853-nucleotide messenger RNA. Its product is annotated as WD repeat domain 78. Gene Ontology annotation, biological process: cilium movement. The transcript has a single exon. The record is from RefSeq and is a predicted model, not a curated record. Gene Ontology annotation, cellular component: axonemal dynein complex. Lineage: Eukaryota; Apusomonadida; Apusomonadidae. The coding region runs from base 1 to 2802 and encodes 933 amino acids. Gene Ontology annotation, molecular function: dynein light chain binding; dynein heavy chain binding.
AUGUCGACCUUUGCUUCGGGCGGCGAGUUCACCGCGCCGGACCCAUCUGUCUCAGCCUACACCCAGCUGCAGUUUGGUAUGGAUGCGUCCAUGCUCGAGUCGCAGUCGUCGAUGGGCUCGCUCGGCUCGUCGGCCUCGUCGCUCUCGGACGAUCCGUCCGCGAACCACUCGGUCUCGGACGCAGGGCUUGGCGCGACGACGGUCUCGACUGGCGGCGGCAUUGUGGUCGCCGGCAACGCCGAGGUCGAGGUCAUCCGUUCCAAGCGCGGCGCUGCCCACUUUGAGCCAGCAGCCGCGCUCACCCGGGACGACCUCGACGCUGUCCACACUAUUACCCUCUCCGAGACCGAGACCUUUGUCAUGCUCGACUUUGCCGCCCGCGUGGUCCAGGCCGACUCGGACGAGGCUGCUGCCGUCCUCGACCGUAACGCCCGCUACGAGGCGCUCAAAAAGGCCCGAGUCGGCUCGGACGCGUAUUCGUCGCGCGGUGUCCAGACCUACAACCGCGACCUCAAGUCCAAGGAGGUCCAAAAGGAUCCUCCACUCAAGAAGACCGCAGGCACCCAAGUGACGGGCUGGUCUAUUCACGACGAGGCUGCAAAGCUUGCGAGCACCGCCGACGCCGACGCCGACGAAGACGACCCGUCCGCCGCCAAGGCCCGUCACGCCGAGGACGCCUUCCUCGAGGCCGCCUUUGCCGACGACAUCGAUGACGACGACGAUGCCAGCGAGGUCGGCGGCGACCUCUCAUCCAACGCUUCCAUCACCGAGUCCGGCUCGCGCUCGUCGAUGGACACCGGCUCGCUUUCGGCAGCCGCAGGCGGCCUCGACUCGUCCGGCAUGGGCUCAAUGGCCAACGCCACCAUGACCCGCGCCGCAGGCACAUCGACCCGCGGCGGCUCCGGCCAGCGUGCCUUGCCGGGUCUUGCCGGCGUCGCGGCUAUGUCCAUGGAGCAGCGCGCAAAGGUGUUCAUGGCCAAGCAAGCUCGGGUUGCCUCGCUCGCAGACACGCUGCGUGUUGUCGAGCGCGUUGUGACCCAGAACAUCUUCCACUGGCGCCAGCUCGAGUUUCGCGGCAUGCCGCUCGCGGGCCUGCCCGAGCCCGUCGCCGACGACGACUCGGACCUCGGCGACGACGACGCCGACCGCGACUCGGACGACGAGCUCUUCCGCGACUACGACGAGCCAGCCGCCGUCCCGCAGCCGUCGCUCACCAAGCCGCCGUCCGCCCGCGUAGGCGCUGGCGGCGAAGGCGCAGACGGUGCCGACCCCAACCGCGCUACGUCGCUCGACUUUGACGACUCGCCCGCUGAGCCGUCGCUCAAGCUCCUCUGGCGCUUUGAGUGCGAUGCCACCGCCGGCCGCGCCGUCACCUGCAUGGGCUGGAACCCGCGCGACUCGGACCUCCUUGCCGUCGGUUACGGCGCCUUCAACGGAACCGCGCACGGCGCCUCAGACGGCCUUGUCCUCUGCUGGUCGCUCAAAAAUGUGUUUGCCCCCGAGCGCACCAUCCGUCUUCCUUCGGGCGUCACCGCCCUCGACACCUCGGUCCGCUUCCCCAACCUACUCGCCGUCGGCCUCUUUUCUGGCGCCAUCGCCGUCUACGACCUGCAGACCUCGUGCGACGAGCCCAUCUUUUCCUCGGGCCAUAUCCGCGAAAUGCACCGUGACCCGGUGUGGCAGCUCCAGUGGGUCGACCUCGGUAUGGAAAAGGGCGAGCGCCUCGUCUCGGUCUCCACUGACGGCACCGUCAAGGAGUGGUCCAUCAAAAAGGGCCUCGAGUUCCAGUCCAACCUCAUGUCGCUCUCGCGCGUGGCAAACCCGGCAAAGACCAAGGCCGGCGACGCAGAGGUUUCGGUCUGGCGCCAUGUCGGUGGCCUUGCCAUGGCCUUUUCGCCUGUCGACCCCACCACGUACCUCGUCGGCACUGAGAACGGGAACAUCCACCGCUGCUCUUCAUCGUACAAUGAGCAGUACCUCGCGUCGUACUCGGCCCACGUCGGCCCGGUCUACACCGUCACUUGGUCGCCCUUUGCCCCAAACAUCUUCCUCUCCUCCUCCACAGACUGGUCUGUCAAGCUCUGGGACGUCAACGCCCAGGCACCGCUCGUCGACUUUCGCACCUGCGCCGACGCCACAAAUGAUGUCGCCUGGUCGCCGCUCGACGCCACUCUCUUUGCCACCGCGAACAACGACGGCACCCUCCAGAUCUGGGACCUCUCCCUCAAGGACUACCUCGACCCGCUCAUCACCUUGUCGCUCGGCUCGAUCCCGCCUGCCGCCGCCGCUGCUGCCCGCCCAUCCUCGGCCGCUACUGGGCUUUUGGGUCGGACUCGCACCGGGCCCGCCGCAGCAGCAGCAGCGGCAGACACCGGCCCGUCUGCUACUGGCGUCACGUCCGGAACCGACGCCCACGGCGAGCCGGCCGCAGCCUCUGGCCUCGCCCGCGAUGACAUCGACGGCGCCGAGCUGCCGCCCAAGAUCGCCACUGCCGUCGUCUUUGCGCGCAACGACCCUGUCGUCCUCUGCGGCAACUCGGUCGGCCAGGUCGAGGUCUUCCGUCUCAGCAACCUGCACAACGCCAUCCGUGUCGACGACUCGUCGCGAUCCAUGUUCAACGCCUCGACCACGGCGUCUAACCUCGCCGCCAUCGUCGACGACAUGGCCGCUACUCUCGGCGUCGACGCUGUCGCCCUCCUCAGUGGCAGCGGCACGCUACCCGACGCCGUGUCGCCGGCUCAGCGCGCGCGUCUGCAAACUGCGCGCCUGGACGUCGCCCUCGAAGCCAACGCUCGCCGUUGAAAAGAAUGAAUAAAGGUAGGUUCAUUGCUUGCUCGCUAAACAACUUGCUGC